This is a messenger RNA of Salarias fasciatus (jewelled blenny), 1324 nucleotides long. It is a transcript of the gene shisa9b, whose product is annotated as shisa family member 9b. Gene Ontology annotation, biological process: regulation of short-term neuronal synaptic plasticity; regulation of AMPA receptor activity. The transcript is spliced from 4 exons. The coding region runs from base 189 to 1322 and encodes 377 amino acids. Gene Ontology annotation, cellular component: AMPA glutamate receptor complex; postsynaptic density; postsynaptic membrane. The record is from RefSeq and is a predicted model, not a curated record. NCBI's taxonomy places the organism in Eukaryota, Metazoa, Chordata, Actinopteri, Blenniiformes, Blenniidae.
UUUUUUCUUUUGAACUAUUUCUGUUAGUCCACGGACUGAAGUGAAUCGUGGCACCGCGGUUUUUACGCAUGGAGGUUGGAAUCAGCCUCCCCACAUUUACGCAUGGCUCUCUCCCCGCUCUGCAGAAGAUCCGGCCGGGCUGCUGAGAGCUUGUCAGGGUGUCAAAGGGGAGACGAGAGCGCCUAACCAUGCGGGGCGCCGAGCUGCUGCUCGGCUACUUUCUGGUGAAAGUUACGGUGUGCGACGCGGAGGGCGAGCCGGGUCAGAGCGUCGACGGCUUCAUGCUGGUCACCGGCUUCAACGAGUCCAAGGACGCCGGCAGCGGAGUGACGGAGAGCCCGCACGUCGAGGACAAGUGUCGCGGCUACUACGACGUGAUGGGCCAGUGGGACCCGCCGUUCACGUGCGAGACGGGGAACUACCUGUACUGCUGCGGCACCUGUGGCUUCCGGUUCUGCUGCGCCUUCAGGAGCUCCCGGCUGGACCAGACCACCUGCAAGAACUACGACACCCCGCCGUGGAUGAUGACCGGCAGACCCCCUCCCAAGGUGGACGUGGCGCUGGAGUCCGCCAAGGAUAAGACCAACCUGAUCGUGUACGUGAUCUGCGGGGUCGUGGCCAUCAUGGCUCUGAUUGGGAUUUUCACCAAGCUGGGUUUGGAGAAGACGCACCGUCCAAACAGAGAGAACAUGUCUCGAGCUCUUGCACAAGUGAUCCGCCACCCUGCCUCCGAACACACGGACGACAUAGGCUUCGGUCAACACUACGAAAACAUACAAACCAGAGUUAACAGUUUCCACAGCAGCCAGCUGAACAAUCUGGCUCACUCACCCACUCUGAUAAGUCAGCCGUACCCGGCCGUGGGACCGAUCACCAGCCCGUACGAGCAGCAGAACCCCGUGCCGGAUCUCAACAAGUACACCUCACUCAAGGCUGUGGCUGAGAAAGCUAAUGACAGCUUCCACAGCAGCCGGCGGCAACUUAUGGAGAUGGCGACCAAGGGAGGCCUUCCUAUGGAGGGCAUGGACAUGGAGCCCGAGCUGAGUAAUCCUUACAGCCCCCCCAGACAGCUGGCCGCCAAGCAGAACGGGCACAAGCACAAAAGCUCCAGGAGCCACAGCUCCCAGUCGCUGUGCUACAGCUCCAGCGCCGCCGCCAGCCCGGCCGUGCUCCGGUCCUGGGAGAGCAGGGAGACGCUGGGACUCCGGCAGAGCUACGGCCCAAAGAAACUCUGCAUCGUGGAGCAGGAGCUGCACAACGCCCGCUACCUGCCUCCACAGCCGUACUUUGUCACCAACAGCAAGACGGAAGUGACCGUAUGAGA